UUUGAAAAUACAAACCGGAAAACUUUUUGACUUAGUAUAACUUGAUACUUUCGCUCUAUGUAUAACGCUGCCACUGGGUAAGAGGGACAUCAUGGCAGACCUUGGCAUCAAAACAGGAGACAAAGUGCUGCUGGUUUGGACUCAGCCCUCGGCGCCAGCAGCCCUCAAAAAGUUUGCAGAGGAUGUGGGUGCCAUGGUUGGUGCGGACGGCAAAUUGUCAGUGGAGAACAUGGAGAGACUAUCGCUGUCCUCCCACGCAGCAUCCACCUUCGACUGGGUGCUCUCUUGCCUUCUGGCUGACAGCUCGUCCAUCCACAGCUCAGAGACUCUUGCAGAGUUAGCCAGAGUGCUCAAACCUGGCGGGAAGAUCGUUUUGGAGGAACCAGUCACAGGAGCUGAUGCUCAGAGUGUGAGGACGGGUGAGAAGCUGAUGUCAGCUCUGAAGUUGUCUGGCUUCAUGUCAGUGACAGAGGUCAGUAAAAAAGAAUUGAGUCCAGAGGCGUUGAACUCUCUCAGGACGGCCACUGGUUACCAAGGAAACACCCUGUCUAGAGUCCGCAUAUCUGCCUCCAAGCCCAAUUUUGAGGUGGGAUCAUCCAGUCAGCUCAAGCUGUCGUUUGGGAAAAAGACGCCCAAGCCAGCAGCAGAGAAACCUACUCUGGAUCCCAACACUGUGAAAAUGUGGACACUCUCAGCCAAUGACAUGGAUGAUGAUGAUGUGGAUCUGCUGGACUCUGAUGCUCUGCUGGAUGAGGAUGAUUUGAAGAAGCCAGACCCAGCUUCUCUGAAAGCACCCAGCUGUGGAGAGGGAGCCGGCAAGAAGAAGAAAGCCUGCAAGAACUGCACGUGUGGUCUAGCUGAGGAGUUGGAGGAGGAGAGUAAGGGAAAACAGACAAAGAAUCUGCCAAAAUCUGCCUGUGGAAGUUGUUACCUUGGCGAUGCGUUCCGAUGUGCCAGCUGCCCGUACUUGGGGAUGCCAGCAUUCAAACCAGGAGAGAAGAUUAUGCUGGAAAACACCACACUGAUGGAUGCUUGAAAGCACAAAUCUCACUCAUACUGCUGCUGAUGCUUUAAAACAUUACAUUCCCUUCUUUUCCAUCCACCCCGAGACACCUGAGUCUCUCUGACUGAAAGCUGCUCUGUCAGUGUCACUGCAGAUGUGAUGGAGAUUUGUCAGUUUGUCUGGAGCUCAGUGAGAUGGUUUCUGUGUUUCAAAUCGCAACACAUCACCUUGUUCCCUCAGUGAUUCACUAGUGUUGAUUGUGACGCUCUCAUCCACCAGCAAUAGCAAGUCCUGUUUUUGAGAGUUUUGACAAUGACCAAAAGUGAGAUUUUAGUGAAAUGAAGUAAAGUGCACUGUCAUUGCAGUUUUACGCCUGCUGUUGUUAAUUAUGCAAAUUAUGGUGUGGGAAGUACCUAAAAUGCACUGAAAUCCAUUAGUUUUCUUUUUUGAAAUUCCAUUUACACUUGACCACUGAAAUAGUUUAAAAGUCAAAACCACAUAAUGUCCAGCGAUCCGGUUUAAACAUACAGAGACCUACACACGCAGCAUAUAAACUGUCCACUUCAAGCUUAUUUAUGUAUUUGAAAGCAAGCUGUUUGGCAAAAAAGUGUUGUUGACCUUUUGUGUUUCAUUUUAAUCCAAUAAACUAAACCAGACUGACA
This is a messenger RNA of Thunnus maccoyii (southern bluefin tuna), 1665 nucleotides long. It is a transcript of the gene ciapin1, whose product is annotated as cytokine induced apoptosis inhibitor 1. The transcript is spliced from 9 exons. NCBI's taxonomy places the organism in Eukaryota, Metazoa, Chordata, Actinopteri, Scombriformes, Scombridae. Gene Ontology annotation, biological process: iron-sulfur cluster assembly. The record is from RefSeq and is a predicted model, not a curated record. Gene Ontology annotation, cellular component: cytoplasm. Gene Ontology annotation, molecular function: iron-sulfur cluster binding. Bases 92 to 1036 code for a protein of 314 amino acids.